UUUCACACCAUGAUGCAGACGUUAGUUUUAACUGUAGCUUCAUUGACUCUGUAUCGGCCGGUUGGGACUCUGUGUCAUUCUCCUCCUUCGAGACUGAUGAGGGGGAGCCUGCCUACUGUGUGCCCCCUCAGGAAGGAAGUGUGUUGCUGGCUCCUGGAUCUGGCUUUCAGGAAUUGAACUCGCGGUGCAACUAUUUCCCAGUGGAGCACUUGGAGGCGAACAGUGAGGACACUGUGCAGCCGUUGACCAUUCCUCGCACCUCCAGCAUUGUCAAGGCUCAUCGACCCUCGGUCUCGUUUGCUGAAGGCACCAAGUUUGGGCCCGAGCUGAGACGGGGCUCAAUGCCCGAGAGCAGGGCCAUCCCUGCGGCUAAUGCCCAGAGGAAAAGGAAGCUGUCCUGGACGCUCAGUAAAUUAUCAGCCAUUGUGUCAGAGCCUGGGCAGAGUGACUGCCUCCCUGCAGGAUGCCAGCCUCACCAGCGUACCAGUUUCCCUGGUGUUGUCUACCCUGAGAGUGGUGCCCACUCCUGCCCCAGCGAGACCUCUCCCAGGGUAGGUGCUGGAGAGGACAGGAGCCCCUCCACCACGGACAUCAGAGACCCUCGGGAUUCAGAGCCAAGGGGCUCCCUGCUGACACCAGCUGAUGCCCAGGUUGGGCACAGCAGCCAGAAGCUACCAAUGGGGAAGGCCCAGCGCUCCUCCAGGAUCUGGGCCAGCACCGUGGAAGGGGUGGGAGUUGGGACGGUGCAGGCAAUGCUGAGAAGGUUUGGAAGCUUCCAGAGACAGCGUGCGGCUCCCCGGGAGGAAACGGGUCCCCGAACCCGGGGAGAGAACGUCUCCAAGAUGCAGCGCAGGUUGCAGAAGAAACUCGAGCCAAGACCAUCAGAGAGUGAGGCCACUUCUCCCGAUGACCCCUGCCCCUCGGCCACCCAGCAAGGCCCAGCAGGAAGUAAUGGCACCCUGACCAAAAAGGCACUGAUCCCAACCACACCCAUCCUCCACAAACUGGUGGCCAAUGUCGCAGAGGACACAGACAGACGGCUGGACGUGGUGCCCCCCUCCAGCCAGUCGGAGCCUCCCCCUCAGCAGGACCAUGAAACCCCAGAAAGCAAUCAGCUGCCCAGUCCGAACGCUCUGUAAUGGAAACCCAGAGACAGAGACCUGCUGUGAGAAACAGAGAGAGAGAAGGGGGGUUCACACUGACCCAGAAGGGGGGGGCAAACAGCGCCCAAUCUCCCCUGG
Messenger RNA from Rhincodon typus (whale shark), 1241 nucleotides. Its product is annotated as scavenger receptor class F member 1-like. The record is from RefSeq and is a predicted model, not a curated record. Gene Ontology annotation, molecular function: scavenger receptor activity. The transcript has 2 exons. The annotation marks the transcript as partial. Lineage: Eukaryota; Metazoa; Chordata; Chondrichthyes; Orectolobiformes; Rhincodontidae.